Messenger RNA from Phytophthora infestans T30-4, 916 nucleotides. RefSeq lists its product as uncharacterized. The record is from RefSeq and is a predicted model, not a curated record. Bases 125 to 916 code for a protein of 263 amino acids. NCBI's taxonomy places the organism in Eukaryota, Oomycota, Peronosporomycetes, Peronosporales, Peronosporaceae. Gene Ontology annotation, molecular function: phosphatidylinositol binding. The transcript has a single exon.
GCCUGGAAGAGGGCAAGUCGCUGUUGCAUUUCUGGUGGAUCUGGUCGCUGUAUCGUUCUUCGACCCCCACCCACCCACCUCACACCCACACACACGCCUGCGUCGCCACCAUAUUGCCACCAGGAUGAUGAUCCCGGAGUAUUCCCCGCGGGGAACCUCCAUCACGUACCGGAACGCCACGGCUGUUCCGCCUAUGGUAUAUCGCCUAAGCCUGAAGCCGGCGUCACCCUCGUCACCCAGCUCUCCAACGGCCUCGGCCGCCACUCCCACGACACCGACUGCCACCGCGAUCGUCUACGUUCAGAGUCGCCCCACUAUCCCAAGCAGCUCCAGCACAGGAACUCUGGUGGCCACUGGUAGUUUCCGUCGUGCUCGUCGACGCAAGAGCCACUCGGAGUCAGCACUGCGUCUUGAGCGCAUGUUGGCUCCGGCUCCCCUUGGUCGGCGUGCUCGCCCGUACUUAGCGGGCGAGGAGGCUGACUUGGUCCGCACAGUUACCAUCUCUGGAUAUUCCAAGAAUAACCACGGUACCUGGAUGUUCAAGGUGGACGUGGGUGGACCCAGCGACAGCAACGCAUAUGUGGUGCGUCGCCGAUUCAAGGACUUCAAGUUGCUGCACGAGGGGCUGUCAGAGCUGUCAGAGCUGCCAGAGCUGCCUCCACAUGGCAUCGUGUCAGUCUUCCAGAUGUUCGUGUCUCCUGACAAGCUGCUUACCACGCGAGCAGAACGCUUGCAGGAGAUGCUGCUUGUGAUCCACGCGCACCCGACGCUGUACAAGAGUAAAGCGUUCAGCUCUUUUAUUGGCAAGAACCCAAGCAGCUACGACACCGGUUAUGUGAGCCUGUCGGGCUACGAAGUGCCGGCAAGCCAGCGACCUAGUCCGGCGGGGUCCUUCGACACCAGCUUCUCGGUGUAA